AUGAGCCGACCGAUGACGUUCCUCACCAUCUUCACGUCUUCAUCAAAAUGCUAUUCUCUUCUCAUUCCAAUUCUUAUCAUUCUGAUCACAUCGACGUCUUCAACCGACUCCACAGCAGCCGGUUAUCGUCAGAAUAGUCAUAAUCGAUGUUAUAGUUGUAUGUCAGAAAUGUACGAAGGGUUCUUGAAUAAGGGAAUGGAUAGAUACUUCAACCGACCUCGUAACUUUAGUUCACAAUGUGAUGGAGAAAUGGAUAUUACGAAUAUGCAUACAGUUCCAUGUAGGACGAUUUGUUUGACUAUUCAACAGGAUUUAAUAGUUUUGGGACAACCAACAGGACAUCGACUCUAUAUGAGAGGUUGUGCACUGACAAUUGCCAGAAGAGGACUGAACAACCACACUCUCAGCAUGUUUGAUAGAUAUGAUAUAUGCAGGGACAUGUCGGCUUCUGAUUUAUUCCGUCAUGAACAAGCAGAUUCUCAACGUAUUCGGGUUUGCAGCUGCCUCGGCGAUCGCUCUUCUGCUGGAAAUCGCUCUGUUAUAUUCUCCUUUGUGAAAUACAAUGGUUGUCCAUCAGGCCCUCUUCCCAUUGCAUCAUCUGUCUUCCUCAAAGCAUCAGUCAACUUAUCCUCUGCUUCUUCAACAGCUUCUGCAACUCCAGUUGCUUCCACAAGUAAAUCCAGAAAGUUCUGA
This is a messenger RNA of Caenorhabditis remanei, 693 nucleotides long. RefSeq lists its product as uncharacterized. NCBI's taxonomy places the organism in Eukaryota, Metazoa, Nematoda, Chromadorea, Rhabditida, Rhabditidae. Gene Ontology annotation, cellular component: axon; neuronal cell body; extrinsic component of plasma membrane. The transcript has 5 exons. Gene Ontology annotation, biological process: response to odorant; olfactory behavior. Bases 1 to 693 code for a protein of 230 amino acids. The record is from RefSeq and is a predicted model, not a curated record.